Messenger RNA from Periophthalmus magnuspinnatus, 1626 nucleotides. RefSeq names its product rab GTPase-activating protein 1-like. The coding region runs from base 296 to 1378 and encodes 360 amino acids. The record is from RefSeq and is a predicted model, not a curated record. The transcript is spliced from 9 exons. Lineage: Eukaryota; Metazoa; Chordata; Actinopteri; Gobiiformes; Gobiidae.
CCGGACUGGUGACUGUUAGCUGUUAGCGGCUAAUGCCCUCACAAGGCUGUGAAACCUAGCAUAGCAAAUCUGUUUUCACAACCUUUAAACAGAGUGGGAUUUACCUGUGAGCCUUCGCAUUGGACUUUAGACUUGUUUAUAAGACUGUUUUAUGAUAUUUAUGACCCUUUGAUGCCUGGUUUGAUUUGAUGACAGAGUGAGACGUCAAAGCGGUUGUCUGACCUAUCUCUGCAGAGCAAAGAUUUUGGCCCCUCUUUUCUCCUCCCUGCCGGUCUGUUUUAAAGCUGGGAGCACCAUGAUGCAAGAGGUGUCUGCCAUUAUCUCCAAUGAUGCUCUGGUGGCCGAGGAGCUGAGCGAGGAGGAGAUCCUGGCCUGUCUGGCGGCCGACUCUGGACCCUUCUUCACUGUGCCCACCAAGAAAGCCAAGCUGAGGGAGAGCCGGCUGCAGAUCAUGGACAGUGAUGACGAGGAGGACUCCCUGGACAAAUAUCUGAAGGAGAACCAGCGCCUCCAGGAGGCCAGUCUGCGUCUGGAACAGGAGAACGAUAACCUGGCCCACAGGCUCAUCUCCAGUAAGGUGGCCCUGAGGAGUGCUCUGGACCAGGCAGAAGACAAAGUAGAUGUGCUCUCCAAAGACCUUGUAUUUACACAACACGAACUGCAGGUCACACAGGACCAGAUGAGGAGCAAAGAGGAGGAAGCAACCAUGUUAAAAGAUGUAUUCAGAAAAGAGCUGGAGAAGGCUGACCAGAACAUCCAGAGGUCUUCAGGCAUCAUUGCAGACUAUAAGCAGAUCUGUUCUCAGCUAACGGAGCGCCUAGAGAGGCAGCAGGCAGCACACAGGCAGGAGAUAGACUCAAUCAAGAGUGCAGUGAAGAGUUGCAGCAGCUGCUCACAUGCGCUGGACACACUGGAGACCCCUGGUGGACACGAGGAGGAGGAGGCCAUGUCCACCAGCACAGGGACAUGUCCUCAGGCUCCACAGGACAGCAGUAGAGACGGCAAAGAAAAGGAGUCCUUCAAAGACCAGAUCCGAGAACUGGAGCAGGAGCUGGCCCGCACCAAGCUGCAGAUGGUGGAGGCCAAGUGUAAGAUACAGGAGUUGGAGCACGAAACCAACCUUCUAAACACCAGCCUGCAGGAAGCCCGCAACAACUGGCUGAGUAAGGCCUUCACGUCCCUGCGCUCCUCCUCGUCCUCCAGCACGCUCCUGCACCUCCACAUGGGGGCGCUGCACACAGGGAGCACACAGGACGGGGGCAGUACGGAGCCCAAAGAGACACAGCACCCCUUCAGCAGGGCCGGUCUGAAAGCCCCAGUGUGGAACAUAAGGAAGAUCUCAUGGCCCCAUCAAAAAGAACUCCAACACAACCAGUGACCUUUGACCUCAUAACCCCGGGCUGGUCCUGGGAUCACGCAGGCAUGGACAAAUAUGUGUAAAUACGUGUCAGAGUAUCGACAAGCUUAAAUCAUGGGGUUACAAAUAGUUUAACCUGUUAUAGGGCCAAGUGAAAGAAGCUAUGUAAAUAACCUGGCAUUUAUAAAACUUGUUGAAUGUUUGAAGGUUCCAUAGUACUGGCAUGCAUAUGGGUUGUUAAAUAAAUAAAGCAGCUUUUGUAGUUAUUC